UUCCGGUCCGCCGCUGCCUCCGUGUGGACUGUUUCCGCUCGUUAAACCGGCAGCAGCGGCGUCUUCUCUCCUCAUCCCGGUACUUCCAGUCGGUACCGACAUGUUGCAGCUCGACCUGCUGCGGCUGUUUGUCGACCAGCAGCUCGCCGCCGUCACCGACGACAUUUUCCGCCGUUUCGCCAAAACGAUCGCCGAAUAUGAAAGCGAAGUUUUCCGGUUAAAACAAGAGUCCGACCGACAGCGGAGGCUGCUGCAGGCUGCAGGACUACCGGGUCACGGACCGGAGGACGGACCGGAUCACGGACCGGGUCACGGACCGAAGGACGGACCGGGUCACGGACCGGGUCACGGACCGGAGGACGGACCCGAGGACGGACCGGCUGGUGUUUUUCAGGUUUUCUCAACAGAUGAACAGCAGGUGAGGGGGCGGGGCCUACAUUUGCAUCUUAACCAGGAAGAGGGCGGAGCUUUAGGACCAGAGGAGUCCAUACAGAGUCAUGAAUGGCUGAGGGAGAGUCCUUCGUCCAAUCGGAUCCUGUCCUGCAGGGAGGAGGCGGGGCCUGAACCUACUGUCUACAAGAAGGAAAUGGAUGAGGGUCACAUGAUGCUGGAGGCUGCAGUCAGAGCAGAGAUUAGCUCCCAGCAGGAAGGUGUUCUGCAGGUUUUAACUACAGAAGAAGAACAGGGGGGGCAGCGGAGCGUCAGGCUGCACGUCAAACAGGAGGAGGAGGAGACCGACACCAAGUUCACGCAGAGUCCCGAUUGGCUGAUGAAGAGCGAUCAUGUUCUGUUCCACAGAGGGGAGGACCUUCUCGCCGCCCCCCCAGACAGCCAUCUGAUAAGACCUAAACCUGGAGAGACCAGCGAACCUGCAGACCACAGCAGGGACUCCGUUGUCCAAUCAGAGUCGUCUACUGAAGACAGUGACGACACUCAGUCUGAUCCAGGUCUGCAGAGGACUCAGGGGACUGGGACUCGCCCUCCUGCAGACCAGAAGCUGCUGGUCUGCGGCAGCUGUGGCCGGGAAUUCAGCUCAAAGCGAACUCUGAGGAAACACAUCAGACAAAACACGUCUCAGGACCAGAACCAGAUGUCCUGCAGCCUCCGCAGACCGAGGGCCCCCUUCCAGAAUCCUGCCAAGUCCUUCGGCUGCAGAGUCUGCGGGAGUUCCUUCUACACGCAGGGGAUUUUGGUCCGGCACGCCGAGAUCCACUGCAAGGAGCCCGACAGCCGGUGCGGGGCCUGCGGGGACCAACUGGAGUCUACAGAGGCCCUGAGAGUCCACCUGCGGUCCCACAGAGAGCUGGGUAGCACCUGCGAUGUGUGUGGGAAGAAGAGCAGCUCCAUCAAGAGGAUGGAGAUCCACAAACGGGUCCACACCGGAGAGAAACCGUACCGAUGCAGGUUCUGUAGUCGAGACUUCAGCAGGAAGGAGAGUCUGGAGAGACACAUGAAGGUCCACAGCGGGGACAGGCCGCACUGCUGUGGACUCUGCAGGAAGACCUUCACCAGGAGGGAGUAUUUGGUCCACCACCUGAAGACCGGCCACACAGAGAGACCAGGUCCACCUGCAGGGGCCGAGCCGUUCAACGUGGCGCUCUGAAACCCGUCAGAACAGAAAAUGAGACUGAAAUUCAGCAGCUCGAAAGACUUUCAAGAGCUUCAGGAUCCGAACGUUUCACCGAACGCCACGAAGUUUCUAUGAAGAUUAAAAGGAAAAUCUAAGACUUUUAUAAAUGAAAACCCUUAAUGGAGUUUGGUGUCUGCCGGUUUCUCUUCAGAUCUCAGCAGCUCGUUCACCAAGUCACUGAGUCGAUCAACAGAAAAUGAACGAACAGUUUUGAUGAUCGUUUCCUGUCUGCUGCGGCCCCUCAGGGAACACGUCCCUCAGGUAGUUUGGAUCUUCAGUAAGUCGUAUCCCUGAAUUGUGCUGAGAGAUGGAAGUGAAGUCACCUGACUGGACAGGAAACUCACCUGGUUCAGUUUUUCUUGUGUUUGUCUGAGUGCCUAACAUUUCUCUGAGCCGAUAAGCAUCAUAUUAUCAGUACAUCAUCCGAACGACGGGAUUUUGGUUUUACUUUUAUUAAAAUUCUUUUAAUUUA
Messenger RNA from Micropterus dolomieu (smallmouth bass), 2102 nucleotides. RefSeq names its product zinc finger and SCAN domain-containing protein 30-like. The transcript has 3 exons. Gene Ontology annotation, molecular function: RNA polymerase II cis-regulatory region sequence-specific DNA binding; DNA-binding transcription factor activity. Gene Ontology annotation, biological process: regulation of transcription by RNA polymerase II. The record is from RefSeq and is a predicted model, not a curated record. NCBI's taxonomy places the organism in Eukaryota, Metazoa, Chordata, Actinopteri, Centrarchiformes, Centrarchidae. The coding region runs from base 101 to 1603 and encodes 500 amino acids.